AUGAUUUUUAUCUUCCAUGCUCACAUUCUAAUUCAAGAAUACGAAGUUUUACAAAAAGAACUAAACAAAUGGAAAAGAGAAAUAUUGAAUGAUAUUGAUUCACUUUAUCUAGAAAAAUUAGAUAAAAUUGAUUUGUUUUUUAGACCAUUUGAAUCAAACCUUAUGAGUGUUACACGAAAAUUUGAUUGUUUAUUAGACUGUUCUUAUCGUUCUCGUUAUCCGUUUAUCAAAGUUCUCAACGAAGAUUUGUCAAUAUUACAGCGAAAAAUCAAAGAAUUUCAUAAAUGUAUUGCUACUUUUACUCUUACUUCUUUAUAUACUUCACAACAAAAAGCAAUGGAAAAUGAUGUUAAACAAGACCAUGUUGAACAAAACAAUUUAAAUGAUGAUUUAGAUGAAGCUUACAUAUUAUAG
Messenger RNA from Didymodactylos carnosus, 414 nucleotides. NCBI's taxonomy places the organism in Eukaryota, Metazoa, Rotifera, Eurotatoria, Philodinida, Philodinidae. The record is from the annotation of a GenBank genome assembly.